This is a messenger RNA of Drosophila subpulchrella, 688 nucleotides long. It is a transcript of the gene PGRP-SB2, whose product is annotated as peptidoglycan-recognition protein SB2. Gene Ontology annotation, molecular function: zinc ion binding; N-acetylmuramoyl-L-alanine amidase activity; peptidoglycan binding. NCBI's taxonomy places the organism in Eukaryota, Metazoa, Arthropoda, Insecta, Diptera, Drosophilidae. The transcript has 2 exons. The record is from RefSeq and is a predicted model, not a curated record. The coding region runs from base 7 to 555 and encodes 182 amino acids. Gene Ontology annotation, biological process: peptidoglycan catabolic process; innate immune response.
GUAAAGAUGAAGCUACAGUUGGCACUGGUCUUAUUUGGCAUUACAUUGGCCUUGGGCCAGAUUAUUCCCCGAGGCAGCUGGUGUCCUGUGCCAAUCUCUCCGAGAUUGCCAAGGCUCGUGGGAGCUGUUCGACUGAUCAUCAUCCAUCACACGGUCACAGCGUCCUGCUUCAAUCCUCAGCAGUGCUUGUUGGCAUUGAGGCAAAUUCGAGCGGAUCAUCUGCGCAGGAAGUUCAGGGAUAUAGGCUAUAACUUCCUGAUCGGCGGCGAUGGUCGGAUCUACGAAGGCUUGGGUUUCGGCAUCCGCGGCGAACAUGCUCCCAACUAUAAUAGUCAGUCCAUUGGCAUUGCUUUCAUUGGCAAUUUCCAGAGUGGACUACCUCCUCCCCAGAUGCUGCAAGCUGCCCGUACCCUCAUCCAAAUUGGUGUCCAGCGCCGCCAGGUUCUGCCCAAUUAUACUCUUGUGGGACAUUGUCAGACCAAAGCCACAGCUUGUCCGGGAAAACACCUCCUAGAAGAGCUCAAAAAGUGGCCGCGCUGGCAGCCAAAACCUUAGGUUUCCAAAGGAAUACGAAAGAUAUUAUAGAAUAUUAUAAGAACAUACAAAAUUUUAAAUGGUGAAAGGACCCUUAAUUCUUUCCUUAAAUAUUCAAGUUUUCAAUCUCGUAUAGAAAAGUGGAUAUAAAUAA